AUGAUCAAGAAUGUUGGACGAAUGGAAAAACAAGAAAUUGAUACAUUGGAACCUUAUCUUGAAAGACGUCAAGGUUUUAAUUGGUUACCACAAGCGAACGUUGAUAAUUUUGAUUCAUCUACUGCUGUUACAUCAAUUAAAUUAACACCAUCACAAGAAUUAGAUAGAAUACCCGAUUAUUUAAUCUGGUCUAUUGGCAAUUUUAUUUUAUUGUUUAUUCUAGGAAUUAUUUGUAUUAUAUUGUCUGUACGUGUUCGAGAACAUAAAGCGGAACGUGACUUUUAUAAAAAAAAAUUAGUUUUCUAUUACCGGAAAUUAUUACGGAAGAAGAAAGAUAUGUCUGGUUGGAUACAGUAUAACCAAGCAAAAAGGCUUGACAGUUUUCUUCCAACUACAACAGAAAAUGAGCCAUAUCACUCGCAUGAAUCGACUCAAAUACGUUUUAAUGAUUUAAUACAUCCUAAUGAUAAUAUAAGAUCAUCAUUCUCUAAUGCGGGACAACAACCACAAACAGCCUACACUAAUGCAGAAACACACGCAUCUACUGUUACUGCGGUUGUCAAUGAGAUUAAUAAGUAUCCAAAACAAAUUCAGAACAAUCAUUAUCAAGAAAAUGGUCACUCAUUAUUGUACGUAAAUAAAUCUCCAAUAGAUAAAUGUGUGUCAGAUAGCAAACACAAUGACGACAAUGAUAUAAUGUACAAAACAGAAUCUUAUCUUAAAUAUCGCGAUACAAUCGAACAUUCACAGCGAUUAAUAUUGAAUCAUUCAUCUGAUGAUGAUCAGAAUUACGAUGAAGAUCAAACAAAUCGAUUCUUUACUAGACAAAAUAAUAAUACAAUUGAAGAUAAUGAUGAACUAGAACGUGUAUUGUCUUCCGUUGAUUCUAUUCAUAAUUCAUUAAAUAAAUGUUUAUUAUUACCAUAUGAUAAAGUAUUUCCACUUCAAUAUUCAAGUAAUAACAGUUUGAUGGGCCGAUUUGGUGGUUUUACUGGUAGUGAAGAAAGCUGUGAUGAUGAUGAUAGUAGUGUAAUAUCCGAAAUCAAUGAACAAAAUGAUGUUAGAACUCAAAUGUCAAGUUUAUUUGAAAAUCGCUUUUCCGAUACGGACGAUGAUGAACUUGAUAAUACUCGGCCGGAACAAUAUGAUCAACCUCAAGUGUCUUAUCAUGACAGAGAUAAUGAUAAUUAUUUGAAAGCACUUCUGAAAGAUUAUUCAAAAGAAGAUAAGCAAAAUCCGAUUAAAUCUGAGAAACAUCAUUAUAACAGAUACGACAGCGGUUAUUCUUCACAAAAUUUUUCCUUUUACAACUAUAUUCAAAAUGAAACUGACAAAGAAAUGAAUAAAUCAUCUUUUGUUCCAUCACGAACAAAAGCAAAUGUCUGCUUACCAAAACGACAAUAUCCAUUUAAAAAAUUGACAUAUACAAGAAUAUCUUUAGAAGAAGUUAUGCAACAUUUAAAUAAAUUUUUAAACAAUUGA
Molecule: messenger RNA, 1482 nt
Organism: Didymodactylos carnosus
Lineage: Eukaryota; Metazoa; Rotifera; Eurotatoria; Philodinida; Philodinidae
Source: the annotation of a GenBank genome assembly